CAGAAACAGUAAUUACUUGUACUGUUAUCAUAAGGAUUUCCGAAGUCAGUGACUGUCAAUAGGGGGCAAGCAGAAACAAUUGAAAGAGGAAUUAGUAUUGCUGUAUAAAAAAGGACGGCAACCUGAAGAAAAAGCAGAUCUACUAAAAAAAAGUCCGGUUCUGGAAAAGACAUAAUUUCAAGCAGCACUAAUUACUUCCUGUUUAAACAAAAUGGACUUUUGGACCAAGUCGGUUUGCUGUGGUGCGUGUAUAUUUCUCACCCUACUGACACUAAUGGUUAUGUCUACAGAGAGCCUACCAACACACGACAGGCCUGGAACGAUACAGGAGAACAUUUUCAAUCGAGAGAGGCGAUCCGCUGUGGACAGAGAACUUGCAUCGGAACUCUUCACUCGUGGAGAUUUGAAUGAUGAUAACCUUCUUUCGUCAUCAGAAAUAACCAUUUUCUAUGAAAACGUCAUUGGCUUCCCGCCAAAUCUCGCGACAUUUAUGGCAACGGGAUUCAUGAGGAACGGGGACAACAAUGGCGAUCAUCAACUCAACUUUGACGAGACAAUGGAUGCUAUCCGGAUGAUAGAGGGGUGAUGCGCGGGAGAAACUGUCACGUGACUCGUUGGAAAAUUUGUUACGUGGUCCGUGGGAGAAAUCGUCAGGUGUUGGGUGGAAGCAAACGUCACGUGACGCGCAGGAACACUGUGGAACAGUAAUAUGUUGACGUCAUGGUUUUUAAUGGAAACAAAACAUCGAGAGCAUUACGGUUGUCGAGAUAUCUGAAUUAAAAUAUGUCUAAAUACAAUGCCAUGGAAUCGAUAACUGACUUAGAGAAAGAGAUUGGAGUUAGAAAAGUGAGCAAAAACAGAGAAACGCAAACUGAUUGAUAAUGCCUUAAAAUUGUUUGACGGCAAUUUAUUCUGAAAUUACUAGUUUGGUAUAGACAUUCAAACUUGUUAACAUCGCGUACUAUGUUCAGCGACCUCCCUUGUCUUUUACGGAUGUAGCUAUUUCUCUGAAAAACUUUAAAAGAUUUAAGAGUGCAUGAAGACACCUCAAGUGCCAUUUCUAUACGUUUUAAGUUUUACUCGUUACCGCCCCGGUAAGUUCAGAAUUUAUCCUCUAACCCACUCUGACCUUGAAAAGGCUCCGGACCUCCAUUGUUGAUGACCAGUCGACUGUCGCUUACAGUUAAUGAAAGGAACUUUUAUAAUUGAUAAAGAUUUUGCUGGACUGUGAAUUUCAAGCGAAGCCAUGCGUAUCAUAUGUGCUGUUGUUAAUAUGUGACACUGUAUGAAAUAAAUUUUGUUUUAUUUU
This is a messenger RNA of Mizuhopecten yessoensis (Yesso scallop), 1309 nucleotides long. RefSeq lists its product as uncharacterized. The record is from RefSeq and is a predicted model, not a curated record. Lineage: Eukaryota; Metazoa; Mollusca; Bivalvia; Pectinida; Pectinidae. The coding region runs from base 212 to 586 and encodes 124 amino acids. The transcript has 4 exons.